Molecule: messenger RNA, 3198 nt
Organism: Geodia barretti
Lineage: Eukaryota; Metazoa; Porifera; Demospongiae; Tetractinellida; Geodiidae
Source: the annotation of a GenBank genome assembly
AUGUGCGGGGUGCCCGUGGUGAGCGCCGAGGGUUACCUCCAGCGGCUCAUCCGCAAGGGCUUCAAGGUCGCGGUGUGCGAACAGGUCGAGGACCCGGCAGAGGCGCGCAAGCGCGGCGCAAAGGCGGUCGUGCGCCGCGAGGUGAUCCGGCUGUUGACGCCGGGGACGCUGAGCGAGGACGCGCUGCUGGAUGCGCGCGCGGCCAACUAUCUCGCAGCGCUCGCCCAGGCCGAGGGGGCGCUGGCGCUGGCGUGGGCCGAGAUGUCCACCGGCGAAUUCGCAGUGAUGGGUGUCUUGGAGUCCUCUCUGCCCGCAACGCUCGCGCGCUUCGAGCCCGGCGAACUCCUGCGCCGAGCGCUCUUCGAGGUAUUCGCUGAGUGGAAGGCGGUCCUCACCCCCCAGCCGCGCUCGCUCUUCGAUAGCGUGGCCGCGGGGCGCGCGCUCGCAGCCUUCUACGGCAUUGCCUCCCUCGACGGCCUCGGCAGUUUUAGCCGGGCGGAGCUCGCGGCGGCGGGCGCCGUGCUCGGCUAUCUCAGGCUUACCCAGAAGGGCCAACUACCCCGGCUCGCGCGGCUCCGCUCGACCGCGGCCGGGGCAGCGAUGGCGAUCGACGCCGCGACCCGGCGCAACCUGGAACUCACGGCGACGCUGGAAGGGGGCGCCGCCGGCAGCCUGCUUGCGGGCAUCGACCGUACCGUGAGCGGCGCCGGCGCCCGGCUGCUCAGGGCACGGCUCACAGCGCCGCUAACCGACCCGGACGCCAUCGCCGAGCGGCUCGAUUCGGUCGGUUUUCUCGUCGAGGCCGAGGGCGCGCGGCAUGGCCUCAGGGAGCGGCUGCGGCGUUGCCCGGAUAUGGAGCGUGCGCUCUCACGGCUCAGCCUCGGCCGCGGCGGGCCGCGCGACCUCGCCGCGGUGCGCGACGCGCUCGGUCAGAUUCCGGCGAUCCGCGAUGCCUUCGACGCCGCGCCGCCACCGGCGCUCGCGGCCUCUCUCAAGGCACUCGGGCAUCACCAGACCCUCGUCGACCGCCUGACGCGCGCCCUGGUGGAGAGCCCGCCGCCCGGCAUCCGGGACGGCGGCAUCAUCGCGCGCGGCUACGAUACGGCGCUCGACGAGGUGGUUGAGCUUCGCGACCACAGCCGGCGCCUGGUCGGCGGGCUGGAGGCCCGCUACCGCAGCGAGACUGGCGUGGGCGCGCUCAAGGUGCGCCAUAACAACGUGCUCGGCUACUACGUCGAGGUGCCACCACAGCGGGCCAAGGCGCUGCCCGAGGCCUUCAUUCACCGGCAGACCCUUGCCAGCGCCGUCCGCUACACGACCGUGGAGCUGGGCGAGCUCGAAGCGCGGAUCAACGGCGCGGCCGAGAAGGCGCUCGCGCUCGAGCAGGCACACUUCGACGAUCUCCGCGCCGAUGUCGUCCGCCGGGCGGACGAUAUCGCGCGUGCCGCCGGCGCGCUCGCGGUGCUCGACGUGGCCCAGGGGCUGGCGCUGCUCGCGGUCGAGCGCCGCUACGUGCGGCCGGUCGUCGACCGCACGCUCGCAUUCGAGAUCAGGGGCGGCCGGCACCCGGUGGUCGAGGCGAUGGGUGCGGGCGGAGACACGCCCUUCGUCCCCAACGACUGCGAGCUCGGCGAUGCGGGCAGGAUCUGGCUGGUCACCGGCCCCAACAUGGCCGGCAAGAGCACCUUCCUGCGCCAGAAUGCGCUGAUCGCGGUGCUGGCCCAGAUGGGCUCGUUCGUGCCCGCCGACGAAGCCCGCAUCGGCGUGGUGGAUCGUCUCUUCUCCCGUGUGGGCGCGGCGGACGAUCUGGCGCGAGGCCGCUCGACCUUUAUGGUGGAGAUGGUGGAGACCGCCGCCAUCCUCAAUCAGGCCGGCGAGCGCGCCCUGGUGAUCUCGAUGAGAUCGGGCGGGGCACCGCCACCUAUGACGGGCUCUCGAUCGCCUGGGCCGCAAUCGAGCACCUGCACGAUAGCAACCGCUGCCGGUCGCUCUUCGCGACCCAUUAUCACGAGCUCACGGCGCUUGCCCAAAAGCUCGACCGGCUCGCCUGCCACACCAUGCGGAUCAAGGAAUGGCAGGGCAAGGUCGUGUUCCUGCACGAGGUGGCGCACCGGGCGCGGCCGAUCGUUCCUACGGCAUCCACGUGGCGCGCCUCGCAGGCUUGCCCGAAGCGGUGCUUGCCCGCGCCGAGGAGGUGCUGGCGCUGCUCGAACAGGGCGACAAAGCCAAUGCUGCCGCCCGGCUCGCCAACGACCUGCCGCUCUUCCAGGCCCGCCCGCAGGCGGCGCCCAGCCCAGGCGGAACCGGCGCCCGAUCCGCUGCGGGCUCGCCUCGCCGAGAUCAACCCCGACGACCUCACCCCGCGGGAUGCGCUGGAGCUCGUCUACGCGCUCCGCGCCGGGGUCAGGGACGAUGAGACCCCGGACUGACCCGCAGCCCUGCGCCGGUAUAAGAUCGGGGCCUUUCGGAUCGACAGCGGGGUCGCGCGAGGCGAUGAAACCUGCGCCAUUCGCCUAUGAAUGCCCGAGCGAUGUGGCCGAGGCCGUGGCAUUGCUCGCGGCGCAUGGCGGGGAUGCGCGGCCGCUCGCCGGCGGGCAAAGCCUGGUGCCGUUGCUCAACUUCCGCCUGGCGCGGCCCGCGGUUCUGGUCGAUCUCAACCGCAUCGAGGCGCUCGCCCGGAUCACGGUCGAAGACGGUGCGCUCCGGCUCGGCGCCAUGGCCCGCCAGGCUUCGGUCGAGACCGAUGCCCGCGUGGCGCGCGGUUGGCCGCUGCUGACCGAGGCCAUCGGCCACAUCGCUCACCCGCAAAUUCGCAACCGCGGUACCGUCGGCGGCAGCCUUGCCCACAACGAUCCGGCCGCCGAGCUGCCGGCGGUGAUGCUGGCGCUCGAUGCCGAGAUGAGCGCGCAGGGCCCGCAAGGUCAGCGGACCAUCGCGGCGCGUGACUUCUUCGCCGGCACGAUGGAGACGGCGCUCGGCGCGGACGAGCUUCUGACCGAGAUCGCUGUUCCGGCACUCCCCGAGGGCACCGGCUGGGGCUUUCAGGAGGCCGCGCGCCGCCAGGGGGAUUUCGCGCUCGUGGCGGUCGCGAUCCUGUCUAAGGCCAACUGGCUCCGGGCGGAUCGACGCCCGCGUCGUGGUCACCGGGACCGGAGACGGGCCCGUGCGCAUGCGUUCAGCGGAGGCUGUCCUGACUGA